Molecule: messenger RNA, 13742 nt
Organism: Nematolebias whitei (Rio pearlfish)
Lineage: Eukaryota; Metazoa; Chordata; Actinopteri; Cyprinodontiformes; Rivulidae
Gene: sacs
Product: sacsin molecular chaperone
Exons: 8
Coding region: 70-13635 (4521 amino acids)
Molecular function (GO): Hsp70 protein binding
Source: RefSeq, a predicted model, not a curated record
GUCAAACAACUGCUGUACGAGGAAACAAACCUCCCCGUCAGAGAGCAACGGCUGCUUCACAACGGGAGGAUGCUGGAUGACCGUGUGCAGAUUGGCACCUUGGUGCCUGCAGGGAGUCCAGACAUAUCUGUCACACUGCAGGGAAGAGGCCUAAAAGGAGGAGGGAGGUUUGGACAGACUACACCUCCACUAGUGGAAUUUUUAAAGGAUAUUUUGAGAAGGUACCCUGAGGGUGGACAGAUUCUGAAAGAGAUGAUCCAAAAUGCAGAGGAUGCUGGAGCGACAGAGAUCAAGUUUCUGUAUGAUGAGACGGAGUACGAGUUGGAAUCACUGUGGUCACCUGACAUGGCUCAGCAUCAAGGAACAGCGCUGUACGUGUACAAUGACGCUGUGUUCACUGAGGAAGACUGGAAUGGGAUUCAGGAGAUUGCAAGGAGCAGGAAACGAGAUGAUCCUCUGAAAGUUGGACGAUUUGGUAUUGGCUUCAACUCUGUAUAUCACAUUACAGAUGUUCCCAGUAUAUUUAGUGGAGACCAGAUUGCAAUGCUUGACCCUCAUCAGACCCUGUUUGGAGUAAAUGAGUCUGGCCAGUGCUGGAAUUUGAAAACAGACAUUAAGGAGAUCACAGAACUAGCUGACCAGUUUGCACCUUUUCUUGGAGUGUUUGGGAGUUCAGAAAAAAACAUGAGGGACGGCAGCUUUCCAGGAACUCUGUUCCGCUUCCCACUUCGCACCAGACCUUCCCAGCUCAGCAGCAACAUUUACAACAAAGAAAAAGUUUUAGAGCUGUUUGAGUCUUUCAAAGCUGAUGCAGACACGGUGCUCCUCUUCCUCAAGAGUGUCCAGAAGAUCUCACUACAUGUGCGAGAGUCUGAUGGCACUGAACGCAUGUUGUUUCAGGUUACAGCAACAGAGAGAAGUGAUGAUAAACUUGAAAGAUUGAAUGCACUGAAGAUACUGGGUCAGGCUGUAGACAGUUACAGCAAUGGAGUUCCCAGUACCACCAUCACAUGUGUCACUUACCAGGUCAGCAUAGAGACUCAGGAUGAAAUGGCUAAAGAGACUCAUAGAGAGGCAUGGCUGGUUUGUAAUGGAGUUGGAGGGAGAGGAAUGUGUGCUGAAUUGGACUCUCUAGCAGACGAUUUGAAGUUCAUGCCUAUCAUUGGGAUUGCUUUGCCUCUGACCAUGAUCAACAAAGACGAUAAAGGUGCCACAUCUGGUUUCUCAGGACAAGCUUUUUGUUUCCUUCCUCUUCCACCUGGUGAGGAAAGUCAGACGGGGCUUCCAGUUCAUGUCAGUGGCUUCUUCGGGCUCACAGACAACCGUAGGAGCAUCAAGUGGCGGGAAGUGGACCAGUGGAGGGAUCCAGCUGCCCUGUGGAACGAACUGCUUGUAGUCACUGUCAUCCCUAGAGCUUAUUUUAUUCUCAUAAUGGAGACUAUAAAAAGGGUACAAACAAAAAAGGACCAAGACUUCCCUUUGUCCCCUACAGGAACAUAUAGGGCAUGGCCAGACUUGAAGCAGGUGAAGACCCGUUGGACACCCAUUCUCCAGCCACUCUUUCAUGAAUUGUUGCAGCAGCAGGUCAUCUAUUCCCUCAGUGAGAAGUGGAUCGGGGUGGAUCAAGCUAUAUUCUCAGAGCUGGACACAGACACUAAUGUUUCAGAGACUGUGAUCAACUACCUCCAAAGUUCAGGAACGCAGGUAGCAAAGGUGCCACCUGCAGUGGACUCUGUCCUGGAUGCCUACAUGACAAAGUCCACUGAAGUGAAAAAAGUAACUCCAACUCUGCUGAGACAGAUCAUCAGGAAGUGCAAACACAAAGGUCCCUCACAGGAGAAGCUGCUGCUUCUGGAGUUCAUCCUCACUGAUGCCAAUUACAGUGACCUGAUUGGACUAGAGCUCCUUCCGCUACAAGACGAGACAUUUACAACAUUUUCAUCAUCUGUCAGUGAAAAGGACGCCAUUUACAUUGCAUCUGAAGAGUACCCAAGGUCUCUCUAUUCAGGACUUGAGCAUCGCUUCAUUCUGGAGACUUUGAAGUCCUCCGUUUUGGACAGUUUGAAGAAAGCUGCCAGAAGCAGAGGACGCCCCUGCACUCAGCUGCAAGUGUUGAACCCUGAACGAUCAUCUCGGCUCGUCAAAGAGAUCCUGUCCGCAGCUUGGCCAUCAAGAGACUUCAGUGUUGAGUGGGAACCUGGAAACAGGGAGUUGAAGCAUCCUACAGUUUCCUGGUUAAAGAUGAUUUGGAAGCAUCUCUAUAUACAUUUUGCUGACGACUUAAACACCUUUGAAGACAUGCCUUUAAUCCCACUCGUACCACUUAAGGAAACCACGAGCACGGUUAAACUUCUCCGUCUCAAAACUCCUUCGCCCAUAAUUCAUGUGGAUGAUGAAGGGACACCAGUUUCUGAAAGCCUUCUCAGCAUUUUGGAAAAGCUUGGAGGAGUUGUGAUAAAAAAGCUGGAUUUGUGUUUGCAGCACCCUCUACUUAAGAAUUACAUCCACCCAUGCUCUCCAAGUAUGCUUCUGCAAAUUAUGAGCAGAUUGUCCUCACAGCGAUUAUCCAACACUGUUUCUUCUUUCUCAACAAAAGAGAAAAUAGUGCUCAGAAACUUUCUUGCAGGUUUGUCUGACAUCACAGAAAAGGAAAAGCCCUCCCUGCUUGAUCUCCCCAUCUUUGAGAAAGUAGGAACCUGUUUUGAAAGUAGCUCAGCAUUUACAUCACUGAGAGGUGCAAGAGCUUUACAUCACAGGGCCAAGUAUCCACCACAUGUAAAACUAUCUGAAAAUCUUGUAACUUGCCAAGAUGAGGAAUCAAUUCGUCUCAUUAAGAUGCUUAAUGUUGAACAAGUGAAAACUACAGAAUGUUUGAAGAUGAUUAUUCAGGACAUUGAGAAAGGUUUCUAUUCAAAGGAUGAAACCACCCAAAUUAUGCUUUGGGCUCUUAAACACCUGGCAUUGUUGAAGAAUGAAAACCCAUCUGUGAUAGGAUGGCUUUCUGCCCUCAAAUUCAUUGAGUUGCCUUCUGGGAAGUCUGUUAAAGCCUCAGAUCUUUUUGAUCCAGAACUAGAGAUUUUACAGCAUCUGUUUUACAUGGAAGAGAAAACCAGGUUUCCCACAAAUACAUUCACCACAUCUCCUGAUAUCCUCCAUUCACUCAGACAGCUGGGGCUAAGAAAUGAGGUACAGGUCACUGAAAACGAUGUGUUUAAAGUGGCCAAAAAUAUAGAAGAGUUGCAAAACACUGAGGAGCCUGAGUGGGACUUAAUAAUCAAAAAGUCACAAACACUCCUGCAAAUACUUAACAAACAAACCAAGCUGAUAAAAUCAACAGAUGUUCAGACAUCAUUGCUACAACUGAAAUGGGUACCCGUCUGUAAAGAAAGACCUCUAACUUACCCUAAAUCUCUUGCUUGGGUUGGAGAUACUCUUAGUAUUUGUUCCCUGUCUGAGAUGUGUGAAUUGUCCCAUGCAGUCCUUCUAGGAUCCUCAGUUGCACUGGUUGAACACAUAUCAGCAGGAUUGAAGAAGGCACUGAAACUCACUAUAGAGCCGCAGGUGGAUCAAGUAUUACAGCAUUUGAAAGCUGUGAAUGAUUGGCACAAAUCUCAAGCAUUUACCACAGAGGACUGGUAUCAGUUUCAGCAGAUCUUGUUUGAGAUUUAUGGCUUUAUGCAGGCUCAUCUUGAGGAUGCAAGGGAAGCAAUGAAAUCACUUCCUUUUGAUUGGGUGUGGACAGGAAAGACUUUCUCAUCACCCGGCCAGACAGUUCUAAAACCCCUCCCCAAUCUAGACCUGCAGCCUUAUCUGUACUCUCUACCCAAAACAAUGAGAAAGUUUCACAAACUCUUCAAGUUUUGUGGUUCAAUUGAAGAGGUUGUCCCAAGCCAUUUGUUUGAAGUGAUCACUACUGUUCAAAGAACAUGCAAAGGAGAAAUGACCAAAGAGGAAAGCAAACACAAUAUUUUACUUUUGAUCAACAUCCUAAGAUGGUUGUACAACAAUCAGAUUCACACGGACAUUAACAUGCAUGUCCCAAUUUUUUGUUACAAGGACCCAAGCAAAUUAGCAAUGAAACCCAUUUAUGAAUGCACCUACUGUGACAUCAAGGUUGAUGAUUUAAAUGACUUACUUGAAGAUACGUCAGAACCAAUUAUACUGGUCCAUGACGACAUCCCAAUGAAAACUGCUGAGUGGCUGAAGGUCCCCUGUUUGAGCACAAGGUUGAUUAACCCAGAAAACCUUGGUUUUGAACAGUCAGGCCAACAGGAACCUCUAACUGUGAGAAUAAAAAAUAUAUUGGAAGAAUAUCCAUCUGUUGCAGAUAUUUUCAAAGAGCUUCUCCAGAAUGCUGAUGAUGCCAGUGCAACAGAGUGCAGUUUUCUCAUUGACAUGAGAAAAAACAUUGACAUCCGAGAAAAUCUCCUUGAUCCUGGCAUGAUUGUUUGCCACGGGCCUUCAUUGUGGUCUUUUAAUAAUGCUGUGUUCACAGACACCGACUUUCUGAACAUCACAAGGCUUGGUGGAUCAGUGAAGAGAUGUGAAGCAGACAAAGUUGGAAAGUUUGGCUUGGGUUUCAACUCUGUUUAUCACAUUACUGAUAUCCCCAUCAUUAUGAGCAGGGAGUUUAUGAUCAUGUUUGAUCCGAACAUCAAUCACAUCAGCAAACACAUCAGGGACAGGUCUAAUCCAGGGAUCAAAAUUAACUGGAGCAAACAACAAAAGAGGCUGAGAAAAUUUCCCAAUCAGUUCAAACCUUUCAUUAAUGUUUUCAACUGCCAGCUGCCUUUAGCUCAGGAUUCACCAUACAAAUACAAUGGUACUUUGUUCAGACUACCAUUCAGAACAGAGCAAGAGGCAUCAGUUAGUGAAAUCAGUAGUCUGUACUAUAAUACCACAGAUAUCUAUUCUCUGGUUGAUGAAUUCAGCAUAUGUGGUCAUCGGUUUAUUCUUUUCACUCAGCAUGUUGGAAGUAUGGUAUUAAAGUACCUGAAAUAUGAGGAACCAAACCCAGCUGGAGCACAAAUUGUUGUUGCAAUCAACAAAAGUGUGUGGUCAAGCAAAGCCUCAUAUGGACCUCUGAGCAUCCUUAAAUCUGCAGCAAAGCUCAUGAAGAAAGUGGCAAACAUCAAUAAGGUACCCACUGAUAUUCCCAAAUCUGGUUGUAUCAUACGUGUUGUGGUGGAGGAGUUUCAUAAUGUUUUCAAACGCAUUGUUGAUCUCCACUCUCCAUUGUUCCGUGGUUCAGAGGAUGAUCCCAACCAGUAUUUUGAGAUGGCAGCCAAAGGUGUUCAGGCAAGAAGAUUGACAGAUGAAAUGCCUCAGAAGGCAGUUGAUGUCACAAACUGGCUCAUUUGCUCAUGCAUGGAUGUAAAAGAGGCACUUAAGUUUUCCCUCAGUGACAGUGGAAAAAGACUUGGACUAGUACCUUGUGGAGGAGUGGCUAUUCUUCUAUCAGAGGAAGAGAAUCACAAGUGGACUGUGAAGACAAAUGCCACACCAAUUGGAGAGGUGUUUUGCUAUUUGCCUCUCAGAAUCAAAACAGGCCUACCAGUUCACAUUAAUGGCUGCUUUGCAGUUACAUCCAACCGCAAAGAGAUCUGGAAGACUGACACCAAAGGACAGUGGAACUCUGUCUUCAUGAGACAUGUCAUUGUUCAAGCCUAUUUAGCAGCCCUCGCAAUGCUGCGUUCAAUGGCAGAAAAUGGAGAAUUGAUUCACUACAGCUACUAUGCAGCAUGGCCAGAUCCAAGUCAGGUUCACGAUGACUUCAUACUGAUCAGCCAGGGGAUCUACCAAGAAAUAGCCAAAGGAGGUGACAGUGAUCAGGCAAAGGUUUUUCCAGAUGGCAAAUCCUGGGUGUCAAUCAAAAAUGUCAGAUUCCUUGAUGAUGCUUUACUCUGCAGACCAGACAUUGGUCCUGCUGCUUUCAAGAUAUUUCUACAAUACCUCAAGAAGAGUGGCUCUCAAAACCUCUGUGCUGUUGAACUGCCUUACUGGGUGAAGGAGGGAUUUGAAGAUGCUGGAUGUAAAUCAAAAUUAAUGGAAAACACCCUAACAGAGAAGCAGUUCUUUUCUGAAGUCUUCUUUCCUCACAUUCAGGAAAUUGAUAAAGAGCUUAGAGAUCCUCUGAUGCACUAUGUCUUGAAUGAUAAACUGGAAGACUUUGAAUCAAUUCUCAGAGUUACUCCAUGUAUCCCUUGCUCUGGUCCCAACAAGGAACUGGUUUUACCUUCCAAACUCAUUCAUCCAGAGGGAAGGGUUGCUAAACUCUACAGUACUGAUGAUGGAAGAUUUGCUGAAGGGACCUCCAAAGACUAUGUAAACCCUGUGUGUUUAGUGAAGCUAGUGCAGCUUGGCAUGGUAAAAGAUGAUCUGUCUUGGGAGGACCUCACUGAGCGUGCUCAUUCUGUUAUCGAACUUAAUAAAAACGAGCAUACUGCUGCGUGCUUUCGUAGUAGUAUACUACUCAGUCUCAUUGACGAGAAACUAAAAAUGAGGGACCCAGGAGCGGAUGAUUACUUGGAGAUGCUACAGGACAUCAAGUUUCUUCCAUUUCUGACGAGGCCUGCAGGAUUCUCAUUACCAUGGCACGGAAACAGCUUUUCUCCAACAACUUUGUUCUCUCCUAAAGAGCUCUUCACAACUGAACAUCAGGACACAGUGUGUUUGAUGAAGCCAAUCUUGAAUGAGAAUUCUCCAUCCUUUAAAGGUUGUGGCCCAAUGUCAUUAGCUGUGAAAGACAGUAUUGGCUUGAUAAGGAAGCCCCCAGUUGAACUGGUUAUCAAUCAACUAAAGAAACUUUCUCAGUCAUUUGAUGGUGUCACUCUGUAUCAAGAAAACAUAACAAAUGCUUGUUACAAGUUUCUUCAUGAGGAAAUGCUACGAGAAGGCAAUAUAAAAAGUCAAAUCACCAACGAACUGAAAGCAUUUAACUCCAUCUUGGUGGAAAAUACCUACGUCAGUCCUUCCAAAGUUGCAUUUCACCUAAAUUUUGAUGCAGCCCCCCAUCUUUACCAGCUCCCAAACAAAUACAGAAACAGCUUUCGUGAGCUCUUUGAAAACGUUGGUGUGCAACCCAGCUUUACAGUUGAGGAUUUCUCUGCAGUGCUUGAAACUGUGAGGCAAGAGUGCGGACGAAAGGCACUCACAGAGGAAAACUUCCAAUUGUGUCGCAGAAUAAUUAGUGAAGGAAUAUGGAGUUUAAUAAGAGAUAAGAACCAAGAGUUCUGCCAAGUGUUUCAGCUUGGUGGUAUUCUGUUACCAGACUGCAAUCUAACACUCCAACCAUCAAAAUCACUAUGUUACAAUGACUGUCCUUGGAUCAAAGUCAGAGACUCUUCUGUGAAAUACUGUCAUGGGGACAUUCCAAGAGAGGUUGCAGUAAAAUUAGGAGCAGUACCAAAACGACACAAAGCAUUAGAGAGGUACGCCUCAAAUGUUUGCUUCAAUCCUCUUGGCAGUGAGUUUGGACAGAAAGAGAAACUUACAAGCAGAAUUAAAAGCAUACUGAAUGCCUAUCCAUCGGAAAAAGAAAUGCUUAAAGAGCUGCUUCAAAAUGCAGAUGAUGCCAAAGCCACAGAAAUCUACUUUGUGUUUGAUUCAAGGACACACCCUUCUGACAGAAUAUUUGAUGAAAAAUGGAUCCCAAUGCAAGGCCCUGCCCUCUGUGUAUACAAUAAUCAGCCGUUUACAGAGGAUGACAUUCGAGGUAUUCAGAAUCUAGGAAGAGGAACAAAAGAGGCCAAUCCUGGCAAAACUGGUCAGUAUGGCAUAGGCUUCAACUCGGUCUAUCACAUAACUGACUGCCCAUCCUUUAUCUCAAACAAUGACAUUCUCUGCAUCUUUGAUCCACAUGCUCAUUAUGCACCAGGUGCUACAUCUGUAAGUCCUGGAAGAAUGUUUAGAGACUUGGACUCAGACUUUAAAUCCCAAUUUUCAGAUGUUUUGAAUCUUUACUUGGGAGCACAUUUUAAGCUGGAACGCAGCACAAUGUUCAGAUUUCCUAUUCGCUCCAAAGAGAUGGCAAAUAAGUCAGAGAUCAGUUCUGUCCCUGCAUCUGACAGAAUGGUGCAAAACCUUUUAGACAAGUUAAAAAUGGAUGGUGCAGAGCUACUCAUGUUUCUCAACCACAUGGAGAAAAUAUCAAUCUGUGAGAUUGAUAAUGCAUCUGGUGAACUUAAAGUGCUCUAUUCUGUGACAGCCAGAAUAACAGAUGGUGAUCGACUGAAACGCAAACAGUUUCAUGCCUCUGUCAUUGACAGUGUGACCAAAAAGAAGCAACUUCCUGCCAUCCCUGUCCAACAGAUAACUUACACAAUGGACAUAGAGGACACUGAUGGAAACUUGACCUCAUGGAUGAUCUGUAACAGAUCUGGCUUCCCUGACAUUGAAAUUGUCUCAAAAAGUGUCAUUUCAGCUCACAAAAAUGAAGACAUAACUCUGUUUCCACGUGGAGGUGUAGCUGCAUGUGUAAGCCACAACUACAAAAAACCCCACAGAGCCUUCUGCUUCCUGCCUCUCUCACUGGAGACUGGCUUGCCUUUUCAUGUUAAUGGGCAUUUUGCUCUUGACUCAGCCAGAAGAAAUCUAUGGAGAGACGACAAUGGAGUAGGGGUAAGGAGUGACUGGAAUAACAACUUGAUGACAUCACUUAUAGCACCAGCUUGUGUGGAAUUGCUGAUUCAACUGAAGCGAAGAUACUUCCCAGGUCCUGACCCCACUAUGACUAUAUUACAAGGAGCACCUCUUCAUAGUGUGAAAGACAUGUUGCGAAAAUAUCUGUUCUUCUUUCCAGUCAACAGACUUGACAUCCAGCCAGAUUGGUACUGCCUGGUUAAAGCUGUGUACAACUGUAUCCAUGCUGAUCUAAAGCGUUUGCUCCCUGUUGUAAGAGCAGUACAGAUGGACAACUCUGACAUGCACUCUGUCAUUUACAUUUCUUGGGUGAAUACGUCCGCUACAAACAAAGGCAGAGCCUUUUUUGAUAAUCUGCUUCAAGAUGAGCUUCAGCACUUAAAAAACACAGAGUACAACAUAACCUCAAGAAAGUCUGUGGCUGAAAAUGUCUACAGGCUGAAAACUUUGCUUCUUGACAUUGGUUUCAACCUGAUUCACAGCUGUGAUGAGACAGCAAAUCUUUUCUUAUGUUUGCAGGAUUCAGGGAUUCCAGUCAGUUUUGUAACACCAAAUGAUGUUCGCAGCUUUCUUCACACGUUCUCAUCACCAGAUACAUCUUGUCAUGUUGGUAAACUCCCCUGUCGUCUCCAACAGUCUAGCUUCAAGCUAGUUCAUAACUUAAAACUUCUAGUUGACUACUCUUUCAAAGACUUGGAAGUGGAUGAGAUCAAAAUUGAGGGCUUGCCACUGUCAUUAACAAUGGACAAUACGCUUCAAGUGUUUGAGUCCAAGAGACCAAAAUUCCUAACAACACAUCAUGAACUGAUAUCAUCAAGGAAAGAAAUGUUUAUGAAUGCAUUGUACAUAAAGUACAGCAAUAUCCUGUUGAAGACCGGAGUUGCAAAGAACUUUGACAUCAGCAAUUUUGGUGAUCUGCUAGGGUCUGUUCUAUCAAGAGAGUAUCGAACAAAGAUCCCAGUAAAGUGGAAGGAUACCUUUCCAACUGAAUCUUGGCUAAAGAAUGUGUGGAAUUUCAUCAGUGAGAAUAUAGCCAUUAAACAAGAUCAGGGGGACAUUAAACCCUGCUUUAACACUGUACUUGACAUUCUAAAAGACUGGGCUUUGCUACCUGGAGUGAAAUUCAUGGCAAGAGAGAAACUUGUCAUUCCAGAUCACGACAUGCUUCUACCUCUAAGUUUGAUGCACGUUGUCAUUUUACCACAAGGCCAGAAUGACAAAGUCUUCCACACUCUAAUGAAAGCAGGGUGCAUCCAGCUUGCAGUAAACAAAAUCUGUGCUAAAGAAAACCCAAUCAUGUCUUUUCUGGCACAACACACAGCUAACAUUGAAAAUCCAUCAAGCAUUCUGAAAGCUGUGGAGUACAUGAUUCAGACAUCAGCAUUCAAAACAGCAAACCUCAUUGACAAGGACUUUGAGGCUCUUCUGCUAUAUUUUAACUGUAACCUGCCUAACCUCUCACAAGAAGAUGCACAGAGCCUAAAACUGCUCCCAUGCUACAAGUCAGUUUGUGGGAGAUACAUCAGCAUCACAAACUAUGGAGCAAACUACAUACUUGCAAAAAAUAUCCCAACUGCAGACAUAGAUAAAUGGGCUCAAACAUCCUCCUGUGCAUUUCUUGCUGACAAUCCACAACUGAAAGAACUGUACACCUUCCUCUGCUGUGUACCAGUCAGUGACAUUGAAAUUUACCUUCAUCACCUCUUGCCAAAAUUUGACAGUCUUUCCUAUGACGCCAAAAUUGAGCACAUAGUCUAUUUGAAGGAAAGUCUUAUGUCAAUGGAAGAACCUUGCAAGAUAAGGGAUCAGCUCUAUGAAAAAUUAGAGGGGCUUUCAUUUAUCUAUGACUACUCAAACAGACUCAGACCAGCCAAGUUUUUCUACGAUGAGACAGUAAAUGUAUUUAAAGCUAUGUUACCUGCAAAAUCAUUUAUACCUAACGACUUUUUUAAGAAAGUAGAGCAAGUAACAAAGCCCAAGAAUGGGACAUUGUUGCUGACGUCAUGGAUAACAUUUCUGAGAAAUAUUGGUCUCAAGCAUGAGGUUUCACAGCAGCAGAUUCUUCAGUUUGCAAAAGAGGUCAGCAUCAAAGCCCUAACAGAGAGUUGGACCAAAGAAAAAACACAAAAUGCUGUUGAUAUCCUUUUGAACCAUGUUUUCAAAGAGAGGAUAGAUCUGUUUCAAGGUACCUUUCUCAAAGAACUCUCAAUGAUACCUUUUCUGUGCCCUGAAAGAGCUUCCAAAGAACUCAUCAAGCUUCAUACUCAAUACCAAGAGAUGAGUGGCACACUACCGCUUAUUCGUUUCAGUGGGUCUCAAGUAAACCCAAAAUUCAAACAAACUGAUAUUAUUCACUUGCUUUGGACAUCCUGUCCAAUCUUACCUGAGAAAGCUACACCUUCGUGCAUAAAGGAACAAAAGAACAGCACUCUCACUGUACAGGAACAACUUGACCAAGUGCUGAACAUGUUAGGAGUCAAUUUGGACCCAUUGCCAGAGAAAGUCAUAAGCAACUGCAGAAACAUCUGUAACAUAUCCAACCCAGAUGAUGAGAUGGUAAAAACCAGGAACAAAGUUUUAAGAUCCACAUAUGAGUUUCUCAGUGCAGACAAGCAAGAUUUCCAUCACCUACUCCAUGGGGUGGCUUUUGUCAUGGUUGAAGAUGGCUGGAAAUUACUGAAACCCGAGGAAGUUGUCAUCAAUUUAGACAACGAAUCUGACUUCAAGCCUUACUUGUACAAGUUACCCCUAGAACUUGGCACCUUUCAUCAACUUUUCAAACUUCUUGGCACAGAGGAUGUUGUGUCGACCAAACAAUAUGUUGAAGUGCUGUGGAAAAUUUACAGAAGUUCAGAGGGAAAGCAGCUUGACCCAAAUGAAAUGAGAACUGUGAAAAGAGUUGUCUCAGGGUUGUUCAAGUCUCUUCACAGUGAUCCAGUUGAAAUUCGCAAAGAUCUCGAAAGUCUCAGAGAUUUGAUCUUUUACCUGCCAAGUCAUGAUGGGAGGCUAGCAAAAUCCAAUAUCCUAGUGUUUGAUGAUGCCCCUCACUACAAAAGCAGGAUACAAGGUAAUGUUGGAGUUCAGAUGCUUGUUGACAUGAGCCAAUGUUAUCUUGGCAAAGACCAUUCUUUCCACACAAAACUUAUUAUGCUACUGCCACAAAAACUAAGACCCAGACUGUUGAGUAGCAUUCUUGAGGAGCAACUUGAUGAGGAUUCUCCAAAAAUGUGUCAGUUUGGAGCUCUUUGUUCUCUACAAGGUCGCCUUCAACUGCUGCUGUCAUCAGAGCAGUUCAUCACAGGUUUGAUCAGAAUUAUGAAACAUGAGAACGAUAAUGCAUAUUUAGUGAAUGAAGAGAAAGCCAUACGUUUGUGCAAAGCACUUUGUGAGGGCCUCAAAGUGUCAUGUUUUGAGAAACUCCAAACAACUUUAAGAGUGAAAGGGUCCAGUCCCAUUCCACACAGUCGCAGUGAAACGCUUGCUUUCCUAAAGCGAUAUGGGACUGCUGUGAUUCAUCUCUACAUCCAGCAUUCAGACAGCAAAGAUAUCAACUUUCUUCUGGCAUUAGCUAUGACACUAAAAUCUGCAACAGACAAUUUGAUUUCUGACACAUCUUAUUUGAUAGCCAUGUUGGGCUGCAAUGACAUCUACAGAAUUACAGAAAAACUGGACAACCUUGGCGUCAAGUAUGACUCAACAGAACCUUCAAAACUUGAGCUACCCCUCCCUGGAACUCCAAUACCAGCUGAAAUACACCACACACUGCUCAUGGAUCCAAUGAAUGUAUUCUAUCCAGGGGAAUAUGUGGGUUACCUUGUAGACUCAGAAGGAGGAGAUAUAUUUGGGUCCUAUCAGCCCAUUUAUACAUAUGCAAUCAUUGUCCAAGAAGUAGAAAGAGAAGAGGAGGAUAACAUAAGUUUCCUUGGAAAAUGUUUCCAGAUUGACAUUGGUUACAGUGAAUACAAAAUAGUAAGUUCCCUUGACUUGUACAAAUUUUCAAGACAAGAAGAAAGUGCCCAUGUCCAAGACAAUAUUGUUCCAUCAACUCCUACAAGCCCAGAGAGUCGAUCCGCCGUCCUACGAAUGAUCCCUCCCCUUUUUUCGGGGAAAGAAAACCACCUACCUCCUCCUAAGAGGCAGUCUCCAAUAAGGAUAAAGCUUCAUGCAUUACCUGAAAUUCUGAAAGAAGUGACAUUAGUAGUUGAACAAGCUUGGAAGCUUCCAGAGAUGGAGAGAAAAAAGAUCAUCCGCCGACUGUAUCUCAAGUGGCAUCCAGACAAAAAUGCAGACAAUCUGGACAUUGCCACAGAAGUGUUCAAGCACCUGCAGAAUGAGAUCAAUAGGAUGGAAAAACAAGCUUUGGCUGAUCAUCAAAAUACAGACAGGGCUUCCAGGAGAUCCUUCUCCACAUCAACCCGUUUCCAGUCAGAAAAGUUCUCUUUUCAGAGGUUUUAUUCAUCUUGGAAUCAAGAAGCAACUAGUCACAAGUCAGAAAGGCAACAGUUCAGGGAACAUUACACAAGCUAUGCAGGCUCAUCACAUUCACACCGCUUCUUUGUACCCCCAACCUUUAAGACUGUUGGGAACCCUGUAGAGGCCCGCAGAUGGCUGAGGCAAGCCAGAGCAAACUACUCUGCCGCUCGCAAUGACCUUCAUAAAAAUGCUAAUGAGUGGGUCUGUUUCAAAUGCUACCUAGCCACAAAGCUUGCGCUGAUAGCAGCUGACUAUGCAGUUAGAGGAAAGUCAGACAAAGAUGUAAAACCAACUGCUCUUGCUCAAAAAGUGGAGGAGUACGGUUCCCAGUUAAAAGGCCUCACCAGUGAUGUUCAGAUCCUGGAGGGAUAUGGUGUAGACAGCCUGAGAACCCGCUACCCUGAUCUCCUGCCGUUUCCACAGAUUCCCAAUGACAGAUACACAUCUGAAGUGGCAAUGAGAGUGAUGGAGUGUACCGCUCGGAUAAUCAUAAAGCUUGAAUCAUUUGUGCAACAAAAAUGAUACUUUUUUUACCUUUAUUUUGCCAGGUAAGACAUUAGGAACAGUUUCUUAUUCACAAUGUUAGCCUGGAAAGUGCCAGACCUACUUCUAAACAAGCGUAUACAUGA